Molecule: messenger RNA, 1961 nt
Organism: Hipposideros armiger (great roundleaf bat)
Lineage: Eukaryota; Metazoa; Chordata; Mammalia; Chiroptera; Hipposideridae
Gene: SOSTDC1
Product: sclerostin domain containing 1
Exons: 2
Coding region: 336-956 (206 amino acids)
Biological process (GO): negative regulation of Wnt signaling pathway; negative regulation of BMP signaling pathway
Molecular function (GO): BMP binding
Source: RefSeq, a predicted model, not a curated record
GGAGAGUCUGUACUUGCUAUAGAAUGUGUCUGGCUGCUUAAGCUUGCAGACAACUGAUGAAGUCCAACUCUGAGAUUUCAAGCAAUUUGGAUACCAAGCUCCUCCUUUUCUAUAGCCUCCUCUUCCAUUGGUAAAAUUCUUUUGCAGGGUCAUGUCGGGAUCCCACCCCUUCUCUGUGUUUUCACUCUGAGGCUCUACACAACUUUACACCUGAAUGAACGCCAAACCUCAGGGAUAUAUAAAGGGGACCUUGAGGAGGAAUUUCACAGUUACAGGGCAGAAGCAGAGGGAAAGGCAUUAACCCGCUCUCCAGCCAAGCAAAUCCUCCACUCACCAUGCUCCCUCCUGCCAUUCAUUUCUAUCUCAUGCCCCUUGCAUGCAUCCUAAUGAAAAGCUGUUUGGCUUUUAAAAACGAUGCCACAGAAAUCCUGUAUUCACAUGUGGUGAAGCCUGUUCCCGCACAGCCCAGCAGCAACAGCACGAUGAAUCAAGCCAGGAACGGAGGCAGGCACUUCAGUAAUGCUGGACUGGAUCGGAACACUCGGGUUCAGGUGGGCUGCCGGGAACUGCGUUCCACCAAGUAUAUCUCUGAUGGCCAGUGCACCAGCAUCAGCCCCCUGAAGGAGCUGGUCUGUGCUGGUGAGUGCCUGCCUCUGCCUGUGCUCCCCAACUGGAUUGGCGGAGGCUACGGAACCAAGUACUGGAGCAGGAGGAGCUCCCAGGAGUGGAGGUGUGUCAACGACAAAACGCGCACCCAGAGAAUCCAGCUGCAGUGCCAAGAUGGCAGCACGCGCACCUACAAAAUCACGGUGGUCACCGCCUGCAAGUGCAAGAGGUACACUCGGCAGCACAAUGAGUCCAGUCAUAACUUUGAGAGCAUGUCGCCUGCCAAGCCAGCCCAGCAUCACCGAGAGAGGAAAAGAGCCAGCAAAUCCAGCAAGCACAGCGUGAGUUAGAACUCAGACUCUCAAAACUGGACUGACUAGUAACCAUCUGCUUUACAGAUUUGAGUGCUUGGAAGACUCAAGCCUGCCAUUGCUAUUUUCUUACUUGAAAAUAUACGCUUUCUGCUUUGAUCAAACCCAGCAAGCUGUCCUAAGUAUCAGGACCUACUUUAGAAAGAACUUUUCAAGUUUUUCAAGAUGUAUGCAAAUCCAUCAGUGCAAUUUGCAUUUAAAUUCCAUGCAUCCUGUAGUUUUAAUUCUCCAUGGUUCUUGAAAGACUGGGGAUACUAUAUACAUACUAUAUACUGAAUCAUUACUUUUAAAAACAGAGAAGGGCUUCUCAGUAACCCUUCACUCCCCGACCCAUCCCCCUCAACAAAACCCCUUCAAAACUGAAAAGUUAAAAAAAAAAGUUGUCAUGAAUCUUUCCAAUAACACUUCAGAAAGAUGGUUUUUUGGUAAUCUUCAUGGGAACAGGUUAGCAGCCACGAGUGAUCUUCCUUUGAAACAGUAAAAGACCUUGUGACAUUUCACUUCAAAAAUAAGCCCUGUAGCCUUUUACAGUCUCAUAGUAUGAAAUUAUACCCUGCAUGCUGACCCUUGCUUGGAAUGGAAUGCCAGAAAUGCAUGGCAGCAGCUAAUAAGUAAAGCUGAUUAACUAUUUAUUUGUCAAUGUUAUUAUUUAAUGAGCAUUCACAUGUGAUUUUUUUCAAAAUGUUAAUUUUUUUUAUGUUAUGAAGCUUUUUUAUGUACCUAAAUAUUUUCCUGUAUGAUUUGUGGUUGAUCUAGAAAUAUGAGAAUACAUGUUGUAGAUAUGUAAAAUAAAUAUUUUAGUCUUUUUAUUACAAUAUGUUUCACCAUGAACUUCAUCAAUAGUAUGGAUCUUUUUAAAUCAAUAAGAUGCUUUGUAAAGCUAAAAUAUAAAAUGUUUUCUUGUUUAAUCUGUGCAAUCAGAAGGUGAUUUGACCUUCAGUUCUAUCCGUUUCUUUUAACAAAAAUAAACACUGUUAAAAGUUA